Coniophora puteana RWD-64-598 SS2 is the source of this 1189-nucleotide messenger RNA. Its product is annotated as alpha beta-hydrolase. Gene Ontology annotation, biological process: protein depalmitoylation. The transcript has 3 exons. The record is from RefSeq and is a predicted model, not a curated record. The coding region runs from base 143 to 1087 and encodes 314 amino acids. Gene Ontology annotation, cellular component: cytoplasm. NCBI's taxonomy places the organism in Eukaryota, Fungi, Basidiomycota, Agaricomycetes, Boletales, Coniophoraceae. Gene Ontology annotation, molecular function: carboxylic ester hydrolase activity; palmitoyl-(protein) hydrolase activity.
UCGAAAUGAGAUGAUUCUCCGGUUCUCGUUGCUUCGAGCGCCCGCAUUCGUCUGUAUCCUGGUUGGGAUCACUGCAUUGUUGCUGAAGAAGCUUAACGUUCUAUCCUCACAGCGGAUACCACACCUAGUGUUCUCGUCCAAUAUGUCCAGCGCGGCUUUCUACGCAACCCCGAGGCACAAGACUCUCGAGAUCGCCCCCCGCCGUGGUGCAAAGCACACGGCAACGGUGAUUUUCAUGCAUGGACUCGGCGAUCAACCGCUAGGCUGGGAGUCAAUCUGGAGCAACUUUUUCCUCCCCCAGAACACCGCUCUCGACCAUGUCAAGUUCGUCUUCCCCUCGGCACCCAAAGUCAAGACCCCGAUGUCUCCAGAAGAGAUGACGUCUUGGCACCAAGUCGACAUCGAUCAUAUCCUCGCCCGCAACGGCCCCUCACACCUACUGUACAGCAUCGAAGCCCAGGCUGAGAAGAUGAACUUCGCGAACCUGAUGCGCUCCGUAAGGGACGUGGAUUCCGUCAUUCAAGAAGAAGCGGAGCUGCUGAAGGUUUCGCUGGGCGAAGGGUUCACCGACACGCCAGAGAAGCGGAUCAUUGUCGCUGGUUUCUCGCAAGGUGCCGCGAUGUCGCUCAUCACGGGUCUUACGGGCUCCCCAACUCCGGAGAUAUUAACGCGGGAGACGUCGGGCGGGAAGGUGAAAGAGGAGAUUCUGGUCCGGGAAGGAAAGGCGAAGGAGGGAUGGGAGCUUGGUGGCGUGGCAGCGCUUAGCGGGUACAUUCCCCGUCUGCAUGACUUCCGAAAGAUGUAUUCCUCGCAUGCUCGCAACACCCCACUCUUCUGGGGUCACGUCAAGGUCGACAACGUGGUCGCCUUCCCCGCAGGCGAAGCCUCCGUCCAGGUCAUCAAGGAACUCUCGGGCAGCGAGACCGAUAUCAUCGACCACUCCACGGGUAUCAACCCCGAGCCCAAGAAGGCCCUCAUCGAGAUGCACCAGUACAAAGGGACAGGCCACGUCUACAACGAGGCCGUGCUGAUUCAGCUCCGAGAGCAUCUGACGAAGUGGCUCACCCGCGUCAUCCCUCCACUGUAAUCCCUCUUUCGGCCACUUAGAAGAGGAGCGUCGUAUGCAACGAGUCAAACUGGAUGUACUUUAUUGGUGUAAAUUUAUCUUUCUACUUCAACGCGUUAGUCC